Funneliformis geosporum is the source of this 279-nucleotide messenger RNA. The record is from the annotation of a GenBank genome assembly. Lineage: Eukaryota; Fungi; Glomeromycota; Glomeromycetes; Glomerales; Glomeraceae.
AUGAAUGGAAUUAUCAAAGGAAGUAACAAAAAGCUAUUCGUGGAAGAGCUCAAGAUAAUUUAUGCGAUGCCUCCUCUUCGGGAUCCUUUCACGAAUUUUUUUUAUCAAAAAUUUAUCAAUAUUGAUAGAGAGUCUUGUCUUCGGUCAAAUCAUGCCGUGAAAAGCGCAAGUGUAUCACCUCGUUUGAACAGAAAGCAGACGGUCUUCCUUACACGAUUAAAGAAAUCUUCCGUCGAGAUUGGACAUUUAGAAAUGAGCGGUGGUGUUAAUAUUCAGUGA